Messenger RNA from Wyeomyia smithii (pitcher-plant mosquito), 1514 nucleotides. RefSeq names its product membrane-bound alkaline phosphatase-like. Gene Ontology annotation, molecular function: alkaline phosphatase activity. The transcript is spliced from 3 exons. The record is from RefSeq and is a predicted model, not a curated record. Bases 3 to 1514 code for a protein of 503 amino acids. Gene Ontology annotation, biological process: dephosphorylation. NCBI's taxonomy places the organism in Eukaryota, Metazoa, Arthropoda, Insecta, Diptera, Culicidae.
CCAUGGCGUCUUUGAACAUUCGGCAACUGGUGUUGGCUCUGCUGACGACGAAUUGGUUGCUCGUGGUCAGCACACCAACUGGUGAAAUAGACGAAGGUGAGCAACUUUCCUCAGACAGCACAGUAGAAACAGUUAACCGAUUACGUCGACUGCAGCAAAACAAAAAUAUUGCCAAAAAUGUGAUUCUGUUCCUUGGCGAUGGGAUGUCUAUUUCGACCGUCGCUAUGACCCGGGUGUACGCUGGUGGAGUGGAAAAGAAGUUGGCAUUCGAACAGUUUCCGUACAUUGGAAUGUCGAAGACCUACAACGUUGACUAUCAGGUCCCAGAUUCGGCCGGUACGGUAACCGCUUACCUAACGGGAGUCAAGGGUAACUAUGGCACGAUCGGUGUUAACGCGCAGGUUCAGGCCUAUGAUUGUAUGGCGGAGCUGGACAAUCAAACACACACUCAUUCGAUCGCUAAAUGGGCGAUGGACGCUGGCAAGGAUGCAGGAUUGGUGACAACUACACGGGUAACGCACGCUUCACCGGCUGGUGUUUAUGCGCACACAUCUAAUCGCGAUAGGGAGAACGAUAAUGAGGUGUCGAAGGAUGGUUGCGAUACGGAAAUCGUGCAAGAUAUUGCUCAUCAACUCGUCCAUGGGGACACGGGUAAACGAUUGAAGGUUAUAAUGGGUGGAGGACGGCGGGAGUUUUUGCAUAAAGAUUUGGAUCCGGAAACAGAAAAGACAGGAAAGCGAAAGGAUAAACGGAACUUAAUUGAGGAAUGGUUGAAUCUCGCUGAUGAGGGUGAGAACCGGACCUACGUGUGGAAUCGGGAUGAUCUGAUGGCUGUUGAUGUGAACGCUACCGAUCGACUACUGGCUUUGUUUGAACCAGGACAUUGCGUGUACAACUUAAAUCGAAUAAGGGAUAAUCUGGAACAGGAACCGACGCUCGCCGAAAUGGUUGACAAAGCAACCGAUAUCUUAAGCAAAAGUGAAAACGGAUUUUUCCUAUUCGUAGAAGGUGGCCGAAUCGAUCAAGCCCAUCACGAUACCUGGGCUAGGUUAGCUUUAGACGAAACGUUAGAGUUUUCGAAAGCCGUUCAAUUGGCUAGGGAGAAGUUCUCCGAAGAUGACACUCUUAUAGUGGUGACGUCUGAUCAUUCGCACGCUGUGACUUUUGCUGGUUUUCCGGACCGCACAAACGAUAUUUUCGGUAGCGCCGGAAUGGGUAACGAUCAGUUGCCCUACAUGACGAUUAGCUAUGGCAAUGGUCUUGGUUUCUACGAGCACGUUGAUGCUGGAGUUGAAGGCAGAGUGGAUAUCCGUAGUUUGGACACAACGGACAAUGAGUUUAGGUUCCCUACCACACUACCAGUGGAAUCGGAGACACACGGAGGAGAAGAUGUGGCGGUGUACGCUUCCGGACCGUGGUCUCAUCUGUUCACGGGCAGCUACGAGCAAAACACCAUUCCCCACAUGAUGGCCUAUGCGCUGUGCGUCGGUGACGGUUUGACUGCGUGCAAAUAG